UGACUCUUCUGCAAGGGCUUUGCGGAACACCGAAAGCAGGAAGGGGGCAAAGAUGGAAGCUCUUAGAAUUCCAGUGCUCACGCCUUGCUCCUUUGGAAGCCACUGCCUUUCGGAGCACCCUGGAGCUUCCAAGCCUCCGCUAAGCUCCUCCAAUAUGACAUCACGGAUUUUGCUACGACAGCAGCUCAUGCGUGAGCAAAUGCAGGAGCAAGAGCGCCGAGAGCAGCGACAGAAGCAGCAGGCGGCUCAGUUCAUGCAGCAGAGAGGGGCUGUGAGUCAGACACCUGCCAUCAACGUCAGCCUCCCCACCAGCCUUCCUCCCGCGACUCAGGUGCCAAUGGAAGUCCUGAAGGUGCAGACUCACCUGGAGAACCCCACCAAGUACCACAUCCAACAAGCCCAACGGCAACAGGUCAAACAAUACCUCUCCACUACAUUGGCAAACAAGCAUAACAACCAGGCGCUCAGCUUACCCUGUCCAAACCAGCCCAGCGACCACGUUAUGCCACCCGGCACUGGAAGCAGCGCACCCAACAGCCCAAUGGCCAUGCUGACACUGAACUCCAACUGUGAAAAAGAGGGCUUUUAUAAAUUUGAAGAGCAAAGCAACAGGGCCGAAAAUGAAUGCCGGACUCUGAAUACACAUUCUCGAGUGUCAUGUAUGCAGAUGGACGAUGUAAUUGAUGACAUAAUCAGUUUGGAAUCAAGUUAUAAUGAAGAAAUCUUUGGUUUAAUGGAUCCUGCUCUACAAAUUGCAAAUACGUUACCUGUCUCUGGCAAUCUAGUGGACCUGUAUGGGAACCAAGGCUUGCCCCCUCCAGGACUUAAUAUCAGCAAUUCCUGUCCUGCUAACCUUCCUAAUAUAAAAAGGGAACUCACAGGACUUGGCCGUCUCGCUUCCCAACCUUCUGGAGAAGAUUUUGAGGGUGCAGGGUACACAGGGGUACACGAAAAAGGAGGAAUCUCUUCCUUUCCUGUUCUACUGAUGGAAAAUAUUCUGACAGAUGGAGGCUUAACUGAAUGCAGCCCAUUAUCCUCAGCAUGUGUAUUUCCCACAGAAUCAGAGGCAAGAGCUUUGGCCAAAGAGAGACAAAAGAAAGACAAUCACAAUUUAAUUGAAAGAAGACGACGAUUCAAUAUUAAUGAUCGCAUAAAAGAACUUGGUACUUUGAUACCCAAGUCAAAUGACCCAGACAUGCGUUGGAACAAGGGAACUAUUUUAAAAGCCUCUGUGGACUACAUUCGCAAAUUGCAAAGAGAACAGCAACGUACGAAAGAGCUAGAGAACAGACAAAAGAAACUGGAACAUGCUAACAGACACCUUUUGCUCAGAAUACAGGAGCUCGAGAUGCAGGCCCGAGCACAUGGGCUUUCCAUCAUCCCAUCUACUGGCCUUUGCUCUCCAGAAAUGGUAAACCGGCUUAUCAAACAAGAGCCCAUCCUUGACAACUGCAGCCAGGAAAUCUUGCAGCAACAUCACCCUGAGCUUUCUUCCACAACCACUCUUGACCUUACUGAUGGCACCAUCACUUUCAAUGGCAGCCUGGCAAAUGUGACAGAAUCGGCUCCAAGCACUUAUGCUGUCCCUACCAAAAUGGGAUCUAAACUGGAAGAUAUGUUGAUGGAUGAUACUCUGUCUCCUGCUGGAGUUACUGAUCCACUCCUAUCAUCAGUAUCUCCUGGGGCUUCAAAAACAAGCAGCCGACGGAGCAGCGUGAGCAUGGAGGAUACUGACCAUGCUUGUUAGUGGAUAUCAUUAGACAGGCCUCUCACAAACUUCUUCAUUUCUUGAUCAGUAGAUUAAAGUAAUUUGUUCUCUUUUUCCUAAUAUUUUAAUAUAAGUCUACAGAUAGCUUGGUGUAUGUGACUUUUUUAAUGUUUGAAGAGACUUGUAUAUUGUUUUAUAACUACCAGUGCUUCCAAAGUAUAGUACUGUAUCUGUGAACUAGAUUCAUCAAGGAACUCCAAAUGAUUUCAUCUCUUCUCAAAAGCAAUAGAAAUCUACAGAUCAGCAAGUCCAUGAUCCACUAAAGAUGAAACUUCAGUAUAACUAUAAGUAAAGUGACCUGGAAGUGAAAUGAAGAAGAAUGUAUAGAAACCAAAAAGAAAAUUAGCUUUGUAAAAACUAUUUUUCUGUUGACUUAAUAGUGCCUCCUUUUAAAAAUAUACAGUAUCUAUUAAUUCAUAUAAUCUUUCCCAUGGUGAUAGAUAAAAUAUGUGUAUCAACAGGUUACCUGUACAGAAACUGAUUUUAAAUACAGUUCAAGCUAGAUUUAAUGGAAAGGAGAGACCUCUAAAAAUUCAAUGACAUUUAAGUUUGUAUUAUUAUAAGUAUUAUACAUUGAGUGAGCAUUCUUCAAAACUAUGUCUCACCUUUUCAAAAAAAAUUACUUGUAAUAAUGGCAAGGAAUUUAUGUUUUAAAAAUACAAGACUUAAGACUUCAGAUUCAUAAUACAAACUUAGUAUUUUUCUGACAAUGGGGCAUAAAAACUUUAUUUCCCCUUUUUAAAAAAAUGCAUGGUACAAAUAGUUGAUUUAGAUUAAUUUUUCAAUUAUUUGAUUUAACUUUUCAUUCAGAAUAAUUAAAAAAAAUAUAUUUAUAAGAAAAUGCCUCUAGUUAAGCUAUCAAGUUUUUGACAGCUUAAACCCCAUUGAAAGAGAGCCAGUUUGAUGUAGUGGUUAAGGCACCAGACUAGAAACUGAGAGACCGGGAGUUCUACUCCC
Molecule: messenger RNA, 2725 nt
Organism: Python bivittatus (Burmese python)
Lineage: Eukaryota; Metazoa; Chordata; Lepidosauria; Squamata; Pythonidae
Gene: MITF
Product: melanocyte inducing transcription factor
Biological process (GO): melanocyte differentiation; regulation of transcription by RNA polymerase II
Cellular component (GO): nucleus
Molecular function (GO): RNA polymerase II cis-regulatory region sequence-specific DNA binding; protein dimerization activity; DNA-binding transcription factor activity, RNA polymerase II-specific
Source: RefSeq, a predicted model, not a curated record